Messenger RNA from Penicillium macrosclerotiorum, 1788 nucleotides. RefSeq lists its product as uncharacterized. The record is from RefSeq and is a predicted model, not a curated record. Gene Ontology annotation, molecular function: protein binding. NCBI's taxonomy places the organism in Eukaryota, Fungi, Ascomycota, Eurotiomycetes, Eurotiales, Aspergillaceae. Bases 1 to 1788 code for a protein of 595 amino acids. The transcript has a single exon.
AUGUUUCAAUGGGCUCGGACAGUCAUUCGAUGGGCUCAUGCUUUCGUUCGUUGGUUUCUCUGCCGUGCCCCAUUGAUUUCGGCCCAGGAUGAGGAAUUGGAAUUGAGUUCCGAGGUUCCUGCAUCAAUUCAUGCCCCUCAAGAGCUCUCUGUAUUACCACCGUUGCCUGUUCCCGAGGAUCCUGCUGUGCCUGAGCCUCUUGUCGAGGCUUCUAUUCUCCCAACGCUCCCCAUCGAGACUUCUAUUCCAUCAGCGGUCCCCGCCGAUACUGAUCACGAACUCGAGUUCCGGGAUCACACUCAAGUAGUUUCCGAGCUUGCACCCCAGGCUGAUGCCCCGAUUCAGACCCAGGAGGAUACUUUGGGGGUUUCAGAACCGUCUACUCAGUCCAUUAUCACCCGAAUGCCCACCGGAAUUCUCCUGCAGGUCGCUAAUAUGGUAGACCGUCAGUCCCGUUUUAACUUGUCUCGAAUUAGCCGACAGGUCUAUCGUGCCCUUAGUCGCUCUCCACCUGGCCUCGGCGAUGUCCCUGUAGAGCUCUUUCUGGAAAUUUGUUAUCGUGUAGACAACCGCGCACUGUAUCAUCUGGCACGGACUUGUAGAAGUUUCCAUACCCACCUCAUUUCAUCUGUUCGAAGGAAUACCCUCAAUACGGGUCUUACCCCACCAGAGGCUCUCCAGGCCACGUAUGGGUAUCAAGAUGGCAUCAGGCCCGGAAACGUCGAGCCUGCAUAUGCGGACGUGUUCUGGGGCAGGCCUAAUGCGCUUGUCCAGGCAGUUAUUCGGGAUGAUACUGACACUGCAUGGGAAUUGCUUCACCACGGGGCCGACCCGAACUUGCCCAAUGCAAGCGGGAUGUUACCGCUGCUCUUCAACGCUUACAUGGGCUCGUUACCGAUGACUGAAUUGCUCCUAGAGUUUGGAGCUCAUCCAUGCCAGAUGAAUCCGGUGCCUCCUGAUCGUCCUAUGGACUACGCCGUCCGGGCCGGGCUAGAAACCAUGGUUCGGCGGUUUAUUCGGGCCGGAAAUAUCUCUCCGUGUAUCUCAGAUGUCGUGGGAGACAUCAUCCGUAAUAGCGAAGUGGAAACGAUUGAAUUAGCUAUGGAGGUGGGCGAGAUAGAUUUUGAGCAUGUCGACGCUAAGUGCCUGCAGGAUACCCAACAGGGUGUAUUGCAUUGCACCGCCGUCCGCAACGAUUCUACAAUCAUGAACCUUGUCCUGCCUCACCUUCCAAUCAGUGUCAUCAAUACUGAGAAUGGGUUGGGAGAGAAUGCCCUCCAAUUUGCCAUAGAGAUGAGCAAGCUGAACGUGUGGAGGAUUGUGGCCCAAAUUCCUGGCCUUAACAUUAACCAUCAAAGCCACAAUGGGACAUCGGUGCUAAUGUCGGCGAUCGAGAGGGGAAAUUUAGUCGCAGCCGACUGGCUACUUGAUCACGGAGCUCAGGUCAAUAAGCACAAACGGACAGGUGAGAAUGAGCUCCAUUGUGCAAUUGCGAGACACCAGCUUGCAAUCAUCCCCCGUCUGCUGGAAAAGGGUACUGAUAUCAACAUGUUAGCUUUCAACCGAGGAACGCCAUUGCAUUAUGCAGUUCGGACAAUGGACCUAGAGCUGGUACGCCUUCUUUUGUCGACUCGUUUGCAGACUGCGGACUUGACAAUUGUGGAUGAGUCUCUGGGUCAUGAUGUGAUCAGCGAGUCAAGAUUUUUGGCCGAGUCAAUGGCCGAUGCGGUAGAGAUUACCGAUCUACUGCUUGAAUAUGCGAACUCGGCUGCGGAAAUUAAUGAGUAG